UCUCUAUCCUCGACGAUAUCAACGCCUCUUCUCAGUCACUUCCAAAGCGAAAGAAAAAAACGGAAAUGCCGAUAACUUCAAAACCCCAAAAUUCGUUGGCGACGAAUCCCUCGUUCGACUCUCAAUCUGAUAAAUACAGCGAAGAAUCCAAUCGAAUGUCCUUUCCCUUCAAUUCGAUUCUUCGAUUCUUCAAGACCUCGAUCUCGUUCCAGCAUUCCUUGAUAUCUCGAUUACUAAGACUCUCAAAUGGAAGUGAAAUCCUCGUCUCAGCUUGGAGGUGCCUACGUUUCGGCAGAUCCUUCCCAUUAGUUGGCUGUGCAAGUUUGGUAUUAGAGCAAGCUUCAAUGACUGGAUUGAAGUCCUGGAUCAACAACAAUCUUGAUAUUCUACUUCCAGCAGAAAAUUCAGUCACAGAUGAUCGACUCAGAUGGCCCAUACCGGCUUCUCUACUGUUCUAGUAAGGGCGACAAAGAUGGUGUAAUUCAGGAAAUACGGAAAGGAGUAUCUCCAAAUCUAGCAGACUAUAACAAGAGAACUGCACUUCAUUUAGCAUCUUGUGAAGGCUUCACGGAAAUUGUUGUUUUGCUUCUUGGGUAUGGAGCUGAUGUGAACUCUACAGAUUGCUGGGGUCACACUCCUCUGGAAGACGCUCGUAGCUUUGGUCACGAGGAGAUCUGUAAGAUAUUGAAGACAAAAGGUGGAAUUAAUCUGGUGGGGCUUGAUUCUCCAUGCUAUGAAAUUGAUUACUUUGAGGUCGACUUGGAAAAUAAAACUCUUAUUGAAGAAGGAACAUAUGGGGAAGUUUAUUUAGUGAGAUGGAGGGGUACAGAAGUUGCAGCAAAAACCAUUCGUUCUUGUCUUGCAUCAAAUUCCAGGGUGAAGAGUAUCUUCAUGAAGGAAAUUGCUCUCUGGCAAAGGUUGCGCCAUCCCAACAUAGUGCAGUAUCUUGGUCUUAUGAAGCACCCUGAUCGCUUGAUCGUCCUCAAUGAGUAUCUGCGGAAUGGAAGUUUGUAUGAUAUUCUAAGAAAGAAGGGAAAACUUGAUCCACACACAGCUGUAGCUUAUGGUCUAGAUAUUGCAAGAGGCAUGAAUUAUCUUCACCAGCGUAAACCCAAUGCAAUCAUACACAGGGAUUUAACACCAAGAAACAUCUUACUAGACGAAGCAGGGCACCUUAAGGUCACAAAUUUUGGUUUAAGCAAGAUAUUACAAGAAGAAUAUGCAUAUAGUCCAUAUAAAAUGACUGGAGGAACAGGUUCAUAUCGCUACAUGGCACCAGAGGUUUACCGUCGAGAAUCAUAUGGAAAGAGUGUUGAUGUCUUCUCGUUUGCCCUUAUAUUACAUGAGAUGUUCCAAGGAAAACCAGCAAACCAGGCAGAAGCACCAGAAGCAGUGGCAGACAGGCGAGCGUAUGAAGAUGCCCGUCCGUCUCUCACAUCACAUGUAUUCCCAAAAGCGAUCAAGAUCCUCCUUGGCGAUUGCUGGCACAAGAAUCCGGAGUUCCGACCAUCGUUCGAGCACAUUAUCGUGCAGCUGGAGCACAUCCAAGAGAAUCUAGUAAGCAAGAAAGCCAAGAGAGUUUUCCGUGGCUGCCUCUUCUAAUAAGCAUGCAGAGGGUGUGUGUGUGUGUGUGUGUGUGUGUGUGUGUGUGUGUG
Messenger RNA from Magnolia sinica, 1655 nucleotides. RefSeq names its product serine/threonine-protein kinase VIK-like. Gene Ontology annotation, molecular function: protein binding; protein kinase activity; ATP binding. The coding region runs from base 415 to 1602 and encodes 395 amino acids. The record is from RefSeq and is a predicted model, not a curated record. NCBI's taxonomy places the organism in Eukaryota, Viridiplantae, Streptophyta, Magnoliopsida, Magnoliales, Magnoliaceae. The transcript is spliced from 13 exons. Gene Ontology annotation, biological process: protein phosphorylation.